Molecule: messenger RNA, 1336 nt
Organism: Dendroctonus ponderosae (mountain pine beetle)
Lineage: Eukaryota; Metazoa; Arthropoda; Insecta; Coleoptera; Curculionidae
Product: splicing factor, suppressor of white-apricot homolog
Exons: 6
Biological process (GO): mRNA 5'-splice site recognition; RNA processing
Molecular function (GO): RNA binding
Source: RefSeq, a predicted model, not a curated record
CCAACUUGACUCGUCGUUUAAAUGACAUGCGCAAGUGAGUUUGAGGUUAGGUUAAGCAAAGCAAACGUCUGUCACAGGGGGGGCCAUUCGCGCAUGUCAUUGAAACAACGAGUCAGGCUGACUUAUAUGCGCUAGUGAAAUGUUGUGAAUUUUGAUUGAUGAAGAGUUUGCCAGUUUUGUUGGAUUUAUAUGCUGAAAGGCGCUGGGCCGUGCCGAAAUGUCCCAAUGGAGCUCUUCCGAUUCGGGCAUUUUACGCAAGAACAGAGUAGAGGAGAACCUGGAUCAACUCCUGGUAUUUGGGUACUCGUGCAAAAUAUUCCGCGACGACGAAAAGGCCCUUUUCAUUGACCAAGGCAAACACCUCAUACCUUGGAUGGGGCAGGAGUCGCUAAGGAUAGACAGAUACGAUGGAAGAGGCACACUGUCUGAUCUCAAGAAGUUUGAGGCAAGCAGAGAGGAUUACGACACUCUGCGCUGGCUGGGGUUGAGCGAGUCGGAGAAGAAAUUGGAAGAACUGUGUGACAGGGAAAGGUACUACUCUUUGCAGAUCAAUGAGGAGGAGGAGGAAAUGUAUAAAGAAGAGGCUGCCAAACGGGAAAAAACCAACGCAAUAGCGUUUGACUACAAUCAGUCGUCAAACCCCGAGCCGAAAGAGGGAGUACCGACUGUCCCGGAAAAGGAGGAAGAGGAUGAGCCCUAUAAGCCCUCACCUGUGCUGGACGUACCAGUAGAUAUUAACAUUCCGAAGACUUUGAAAGAAUAUGCGAGAAUUGAAAAGACCGCGCUGUUCGUGUGCCGUCAAGGAUGCCAGAUGGAGAUUCUCAUCAAAGCCAAGCAGGCCGAUAACCCCCAGUUUAGUUUCCUCACAGUGCAGGAUCCGCUUUAUAAAUUCUACCGGCAUCUUCUAGGGGCGUUUAAAAAUGGAAGAUAUCAACCUCAGUGUGGCAAAAAACCAGAUGAAACUCAAGCCGAGCCGUCCCAAGACAGUGACCAGGACUCUCACUACCUCCACCCCAGCUUAGUAUCAACAAGCGGCAAACCGGGCACCCCGCCAUUGGGGCAAAGUCGGCUCAGCUUGCCGUAUAGACCUUCUGCCGAUUGCGCCUACUCGCAACUAGUCAACCGCAUUCAAGGCUCCAAUGGGCAGUCGGAGCCUCUAAUCACUCAGCAACCAAGUGCGGCCAAUCAAAUGCAGCUGAUGAACCAGAUGACGUUGGAGCAACAAUAUCAUCAGUACUACUAUGUUCAGCAGUUCUAUGAGUACUGGAGGCAUUCGGUGAUCAACAGCGAACAAGGAGGUAAGUUUGUUGAUAAGUUCUAUAUUGUUGAGGCGGAU